AACAUGGAAAGCAUAGCGAGUGGGCGUGGUCACUGGGCGGGGCAGUGAAGCGUCGCGUGUCACUGGAGGGGCGUGGUCUGCUUCUCCCCGGGCGGCCACGCGACGCAUUCAGGUCAUUAGACGAAGUUUGUUUUGGCCAGAGUGACCGAGGGCUGACAGGACCGGGGGCGCCAGCGGAGGUUGCAUCGACCGGCGAAGGAAGAGAGUGAAAAUGGGCAAUAAAGUCGUCGCCUUCACUGAAGAACAGCUUGAUGAAUACCAGGCCUGUACCUUCCUCUCAAGAAAGGACAUCUUGAGAGCGCAGCGCAUGUUCCGGCAGCUGAGUGAGUGCCAUCUACCCCCUGUAGUGGAGCGCGAGUGUGCCGCCUCUCUCACUGUGCCUUAUGCUGCUCUCGACACUUUAACGGAACUCAAGGAGAACCCCUUUCGACGGCGAGUGUGCGAAGUAUUCAGCACCAACGCAUCGGCUUCCCUCACGUUCGACCAGUUCCUAGAGAUGUUCUCGGUGUUCAGCGAGCAUGCGCCUAGGGACAUCAAGGCGAUAUAUGCCUUCAGGAUAUAUGAUUUCGACGGCGAUGGAUUCCUCGGCGAGUCGGACCUUCUGCACGCUGUGAAGCACCUCUCCCAUGACCUGCUUACGCCUGACGAAUAUAACACUAUUGUUGCUAAGGUACAGACAAGGCCCCCGGGGGGAAGCAGACCCUGGACUGCGGGCGGACCCCCUCUCCCCAUCGGAUUCAUCCCCGUGAUCCUGAAAAUGUCCCCGAUUUUUGUGCCCAAUUUUCCCUAUCAGUAUAUUGGCUUGAUACUUUCUGGCACUUUUAACAACUAUUGCCUCAAUACCAUUCUGGAAAGACCGAGGCAUUACCUUAUGGACAAAGCUGGAACUGAAAGGUUGAUUGGUCAAUGUGAUAUAAAAGUAAAAGUUAUUGAGAAAAACCUUGCUGACAGGAUGGUGAUAGGAAUACGGAGGAGAGGCAACACAGAAACAAUCAACAAUAGUGUUAUAUUCGUCAUGCGUAGCAGUCCAUGGAGAGGUGCUUCACAGCGUGCCAGAGGGUCCGACUCGCGAGGGAAUCCAUCGCCCGGGGGGACAGAAUCUACGGGUUAA
Penaeus monodon (black tiger shrimp) is the source of this 1111-nucleotide messenger RNA. Its product is annotated as calcium and integrin-binding family member 3-like. Lineage: Eukaryota; Metazoa; Arthropoda; Malacostraca; Decapoda; Penaeidae. The record is from RefSeq and is a predicted model, not a curated record. The transcript has 10 exons. Gene Ontology annotation, molecular function: calcium ion binding. The coding region runs from base 212 to 1111 and encodes 299 amino acids.